AUGGCGGCCAGUAGACAAAGCUCGCUUGCCGGACCAGAUGUAGAUGAACAGAAAACCAGAUUUCAAGCUGAGCUGGAAUUUGUACAGUGUCUUGCAAAUCCAAAUUACCUGAACUUCUUAGCACAGAGAGGUCUUUUUAAGCAAGAAGAGUUUAUCAACUAUUUGAAAUAUUUACAGUACUGGAAAGAGCCAAAAUAUGCAAAAUUUUUGAAAUAUCCUCAGUGCCUACACUUUCUUGAGCUGCUGCAGUAUGAAUAUUUUAGGAAAGAGCUUGUUAAUUCUCAGUGUGCUAAGUUCAUUGAUGACCAGCAACUGUUGCAUUGGCAGCAUUACCAGAGGAAACGCAUGAGUCUACUACAGGCUGAGCUCGAGCAGCAGCAGGCAGCACAACAGGCAGCACAAACAACCCCCACCACGGCGCAGCACAAGGACAAGUCUGGUUAGUGAUAUACAACAGAUGACUCUGACCACAACACAAGGACAAGUCUGGUUAGUGAUACACAACAGAUGACUGACCACAACACAAGGACAAGUCUGGAUAGUGAUACACAACAGAUGACUCUGACCACAACACAAGGACAGGCCUGGCUAGUGAUACACAACAGAUGACUCCAGUCACAACACAAGGGCAAGUCUGGUUAGUGAUACACAACAGAUGACUCCAGUCAUAACACAAGGACAAGUCUGGUUAGUGAUACACAACAGAUGACUCCAGUCACAACACAAGGACAAGUCUGGCUAGUGAUACACAACAGAUGACUCUGACCACAACACAAGGACAAGUCUGGCUAGUGAUACACAACAGAUGACUCCAGUCACAACACAAGGACAAGUCUGGCUAGUGAUACACAACAGAUGACUCUGACCACAACACAAGGACAGGUCUGGCUAGUGAUACACAACAGAUGACUCCAGUCACAACACAAGGACAAGUCUGGCUAGUGAUACACAACAGAUGACUCCUAUCACAACACAAGGACAGGUCUGGCUAGUGAUACACAACAGAUGACUCCUAUCACAACACAAGGACAGGUCUGGCUAGUGAUACACAACAGAUGACUCUGACCACAACACAAGGACAAGUCUGGCUAGUGAUACACAACAGAUGACUCCAGUCACAACACAAGGACAAGUCUGGUUAGUGAUACACAACAGAUGACUCUGACCACAACACAAGGACAAGUCUGGUUAGUGAUACACAACAGAUGACUCCAGUCACAACACAAGGACAAGUCUGGCUAGUGAUAACUGGAGAUAUUUAUUGUUCAAGUAACAAUCUCUCUUACAUAUGGAAAACAAAAUAAUCACUUGUGGUACAAAUUUUUUUAUGCUCCCAGAAAAAGUUUUGGGGAAGUAAAUAGUUGCCGCCUUGUCCAUUGGACUGUCUUUCCCGCUGCCUUUUUGUGUUCCUAGAAAAGCUUUGCCCACAGUUAAACAAGGAUCAUGAAACUUCAUGUAUACAUUGGUCAUACUAAGGGGAUGUGUAUUGUACCAAAUUCAGAGCCAUCAACCUAUUAAUUACAGUGUCCAAGGUAUACCAUGGCUUGCGUAUACACUAGGAUAACAAAACUUGUUGUAAUCAUUGAUCAUACAAAGACAAUUUACAGUUUACCAAAUUCAGGGCCUGCAACCUUUUAAUUAGAGUUAUUGUCCUUUGUGCAAAUUUUGUGUCUAGAGCAAUACUUAAAAUUGCUUCCAUUUAAAUUAGAAUAAUGAAACUUGGUGGAUACAUUGACCUUACUUAGACAAUGUGUGAUGUACCAAUGUUAGGACCUGCAAACCUUUCAUUACAGAGUUGUUACCCUUUGUUAAAAUUUGUGUCUGGAGCAUUAAUUUAUCUGCAUUUAAACUAGAAUGUUGAAAGGUGAUACAUCAGUCAUACAAAAGCAAGGCUCUUUGUAGCAAAGUCAGGGUCCAUGACCCGUCAGUAUAAAUGAAUGUAGUAUUAAUGCGGGAUCAUAUGUAUUACAUAUCAAAUACCACAAUAGGCUAAUCGAAACAUUACAAUAUAUAGAAAAUGAUCAUUAAAAUACAAUUUUAUAAUCUUAAUGACAUAUGAUAAUUACUACUUAAUAGGUUCUACUGACUAGCCACUUGGAUUUAGUCUAAAGAUUCUUGUAGCCUUUCACUAAAUAUUCUGAUCUCAGCAACCUUGAAUAUUUUGGUUUCCAUCAAUGAAUACAGUGAAAAAUUCCCUUAAACUGUCAGCAACAUUGUUGCAAAGGUCUUUGGUGUCAGUGUUACUGAUGUUUAUAUAAAGUCACUAAAGACUAACUGGUUGACUGAUCAGGUGGGAAUUUGAGAUAUGUGUAUAGCUAAAAUAAAUUUUUCUGAUAUUUCUAAGGAACAGCUAUUCAACUACAUUGUAGCUUGUUGAUUAUCAGCUGUGUUUAUCCAAUGUUAUAGCUUGCUAGGCAAUAAGGCAUAAAUCAAGUGGUCAUUUUCUCUUCAACCUAAAUGUUUUUCCCCAUAAAUUCACUAUGCUUGUGAGAAUGUUAUCCACUUUCAAUAGGAAAUUUUGGAAUUUGUUUGUGUAUUGUGGUAACAUUAUUUCAUAAUGAGAAAAUAUGGCCUAAUGCAAUGAUGCUUUUCUCACAUUUCAUAGAUUCUUGAUGCUUAUCUUGCCAUGCUGUCACAGAAAUAGUGGGACAAGGGCAAGAAAGUGAAGUGUAUGAAAGAUUGAAAAUCACGACAAGUAUAAUGAAUGGAAACCAAAUCAUUAGAUCCCAAAAGGUAUUUCAAUCAGCAACAUGUGACUGUAAUACUUUUUGAUAUUUUCUUGUUAAACAUUUUGUAUGUUUUAUAUAAAUGUGCACAUACACAAGUAAUAAGUUUUGCUACCUCAUACAUUUUAACUGCAGACAGGCAUAAAAUUGACAUGUCGUUAGAAGAGUCAUUCAACUAGGGACUUAGUGGUAUCUUAAUAAAAAGAUUCUUGCAGUUUUUCA
Messenger RNA from Ylistrum balloti, 2948 nucleotides. Its product is annotated as mediator of RNA polymerase II transcription subunit 31-like. Gene Ontology annotation, cellular component: core mediator complex; mediator complex. Bases 1 to 444 code for a protein of 147 amino acids. Gene Ontology annotation, biological process: regulation of transcription by RNA polymerase II. The transcript is spliced from 4 exons. The record is from RefSeq and is a predicted model, not a curated record. Gene Ontology annotation, molecular function: transcription coregulator activity. NCBI's taxonomy places the organism in Eukaryota, Metazoa, Mollusca, Bivalvia, Pectinida, Pectinidae.